Cuscuta epithymum is the source of this 1192-nucleotide messenger RNA. NCBI's taxonomy places the organism in Eukaryota, Viridiplantae, Streptophyta, Magnoliopsida, Solanales, Convolvulaceae. The record is from the annotation of a GenBank genome assembly.
AUGGAAUUUGUAGUUCCUCCCAUAUCCAUCGCUUUGAAAAUGCCCGUAUUUUAUCCGCCUGGAACUCUGGAAGUAUGGACGAGACGGCAUCGACGAGCAGAAAACGCCAACGCGAUCCUGAAUCCGGAAGCUCCGAUGGUUCUCUUCUUCUUGAGGAUAGUUUGGCAUUAACCGAUACUUUUGUGGCUGUUCGCAUGAUGUCUGCUCAGUUCCCGUAUAUCGAAAAGGUUUCCGUUCGGCCUUUUGUAUUGCAAUCACAAUUGUAUUGCAGUAUAAAAGACAGGACACAAGUAGAUAGGGAAUUGGAGUCUCUGAAGAGGGAGAAAAUGGUACGCAUUUUUAAGCUGUAUACUGGGCGAGAUGAUCGUGCUAUUAUGCUCUUAGAGGAAUACUUAAGUCAGAUUGAGCAUGUCGUUAAGAUAAUGGAAGAAAAGAAGAAGGAAAAACUUCCUGUUUUUGAAUGGUUCAAAGCACACAUCAUUUCUUCAAAGCUGGAUCCUUGUAUUGGGCAUCAUGAACUUUGUUCUCUUCUCUCACUGGGAGGCAAAGUCAAAGAGGAACAUGUCUCUCUCUUGAUUAAUGCAGGCCUUCUUUGUUUGAAGAAUGAAGACUAAUGUCCUCUCUGAUUCUGCUAAUUUCUAAGACUCGCCAACCUAUCGAUCCAAACAUGUACUGGUUUGCAAUUCCAAGUGUUGGACCAGUGCUCAAGGGUCUUUCACAGGGAAGAAAUGAGCUUUUAUCUUUACUCAACCGCCGAAAAUUCAAAGAGAUGAUGAUGGCCACCUUGGAAAAGAAGCGCCUUCGAUUUUCUCUCUUAGAUAUGAGAUUUCAUCUCCGUGAUUUGAUAGGAUCUGGUCAUCUCACAACUGUUGAGACCCCUAGUGGCUUAAUUGUGAGAGUCACUAAAGAUUGAAAUUCCGGUAAGAGAAUCUUGUUUCACAUGUAAUUCUUGCAAAGUUGAACACAAUUUUACUUAUAAGCUCACAAUUUCCCCCCUCUUAUUUCAAGAUUAGUGGACCUAAUUGAAAAGAUGCUGUAUUCAUAUUUUUCAACUUCACAUUUUUUUCUUCUGGUUUCAAGAUCAGUGGACUUAAUUGAAAAGAUGCUUUCUAUGCAUUCAGUGUGUUUUCCUUAAUUAUUAUGUAAUGGCAUGUGUUUUAGUUCCACCGUGAGUAUCUUUAUUCGCGUGUGG